AUGGACCUCAAGAAUUCGUUCAACCAAAUGCGAAUACAUCCUGAUGACAGAUGCAAAACAGCAUUUUGGACGCCACUUGGUCAAAUGGAAUGGCUUGGAGUACCAUUUGGUUUACUGAAUGGUACUUCAGCUUUGGCCAGAUGGUUAUACUUAAACGUUAUUGAUUUAGAAGGUGUCGCCGUUUAUGUUGACGAUAUUGUAAUUCACGCAGAUGACGAAACCACCUUACUGAAAUACUUUGAGGCUAUGAUGAAGCGUUUAGCUGAGAUAGGAGCAUACAUCAACGUAACAAAGUGCAAGUUUGGUGUAGAGGAAAUAGAGUUCCUCGGAUUUAACAUCAAAGGUGGACGACUCACUCCUCCCACAGAGUCGGUAAAGGCAAUAAAUGCCAUUAAACUACCAUAUGAUACAACUACCGUGCGACGAUUCCUAGGUAUGGUUGGCUACUUUCGCAAUUUUAUCAAGGACUUUGCCAAGAUAGCUGGACCUUUAUACGAACUGUUACAGAAGGAUGUUACAUUCAAGAUGACCGAUGAAAGAAUAGCAUCAUUUCAAGAAUUACAGAAGGCGUUAACUGAAUGUCCUGGCCUGGCGAAUCCUCACCAUUCGUGGCCAUAUGUCCUGGACACUGAUGCCUCUACUACUGCAAUUGGUGCCUGUCUAAUGCAACUCGAUGAACAAAACCAUAAGCCACUUCAAUGGUUAUGGAAGAUCGAUAAACCACGCCUGGCUAGAUGGUCAAUGGCCCUGCAACAAUUCGACUUCAAGAUCGUGUACAAUCCUGGUACAGCUGAAGAACAAGUUGAUAUAUUUACCAGAGAUGUUGACUUCACCGCUGCUGAUGAAUUCGUCGACAAACACCUUGGUAUGGUAAAUACUCUGAGUCACAUCAAACCAAUUGAAGAUAGAGCUGCGAGACAACAAGAACGACUAAUUGGUGAAGAAGUUGCAUCCAUUCCAAUCAAGACGAAGUCAAAGGUCGAUACGGGUGUAAUACCAAAUCUGAAGGCAGACAGCAAUUUCCCAUCAAUUGAAGAAUUUGUUCAUGCUGCUAAGGAAAUUGCGUCAGUACCAGACAGGUGCAUAAUACAGGAAGAUCUGCUCGUUCAUGCGAAGAGUGGACUCAUGUUUGUCCCUGAAAAUUUGAGAGCCCGAAUACUAUACUACUAUCAUUACAGUAGAAUCGGUGCACAUCAAGGAGCACAGAAAAUGAUUGUCAGGAUAAAGAAGCACUUCUACUGGCCCUUGUUGGCGAAAGAUUGUGUCGAUUUCACUGCUGGUUGCCUUACGUGUCAAAGAAGAAUGAAUGUCGUCAAUUUGGUUGGAAAAGGUGUCUUGUUAUCCACUGAUUUCAACCCAUUAGUUUCGGUCGAUGCAAUAGGACCUUUCAUGUACAAGAAGAAAACUUACAACCUAAUCACCAUGAUUGAUAACUUAACGAAGUGGGUAGAAGAGUGCCAAUGA
Gregarina niphandrodes is the source of this 1464-nucleotide messenger RNA. Its product is annotated as putative polyprotein. The transcript is spliced from 3 exons. The coding region runs from base 1 to 1464 and encodes 487 amino acids. Lineage: Eukaryota; Apicomplexa; Conoidasida; Eugregarinorida; Gregarinidae. The record is from RefSeq and is a predicted model, not a curated record.